Molecule: messenger RNA, 4979 nt
Organism: Podarcis raffonei (Aeolian wall lizard)
Lineage: Eukaryota; Metazoa; Chordata; Lepidosauria; Squamata; Lacertidae
Exons: 35
Coding region: 16-4833 (1605 amino acids)
Biological process (GO): complement activation; proteolysis
Cellular component (GO): extracellular region
Molecular function (GO): serine-type endopeptidase activity
Source: RefSeq, a predicted model, not a curated record
AACCUGAAGGCGGCGAUGGAGAAUGAGGAAGAGGAAUCGACCCAACCCCAGGCAUUGCGAUCGCGGCCGGGAGCAGCAGCUUUCGGCGAUCUUGCUCAAUCCCCCUUUCUCCUCACUCUGAAGGCGGGUCCGAAAGUGACCGGGACGUUUCCCGGCAGCAGCAGCAGGAGCGUUUGGGCAGCAGCGGGGAUUUCCCGAUCUGCAGCGCUUGCCUGGGAGGCAGGAGGGGACGCCGGGCUCCUCGGACGCGGCUGCACCAUGACGGCGCCUCUGCUCCUCGUCGCCCUCCUCGCCCUCUUGCCAGCUGCAGCUACACAAGAAGCGGCCCUCGAUGCAACUCCAUCGUGCCCGGAGUCUGUGUUUAUCCGAGGUGGCACCGUGUCACUCUCAGACGGGUUUCGCCCAGGAAGCAUCCUCACCUAUUCCUGCCCAGAUGGCAGCUAUCCGUAUCCAACCCGAAGCCGGAUCUGCCAGUCAGACGGGAAGUGGACUCCGAUGCGUUCCUCAGGCAAAAGCCCCCUCAGCCAAGCACUGUGUCGAAAGAUAAGCUGUCCUCCGCAGAGGUACUUUGAAAAUGGCUCCUUUGGCCCACGGCGAAGCUUGCAUCCUGUGGGUGCCGUCCUCAGCUUUGAGUGUUCGGAUGGAUACCAGCUCCAGGGUUCCUCCAGGCGGCACUGCCUGUCCAAUGGACGCUGGAACGGAACUUCUCCAGUUUGUGACGAUGGAGCGGGGCACUGCCCAAGCGUUGCCAUCCCGCCGGGGGCAAUUGCUACUGGGGGGCGCAACCGUCUUGGCGACCAGGUCUCCUACCAGUGUCAGAGUGGCCUGGACUUGGUGGGGUCUUCCCAGCGGGUCUGCACUCCAGAGGGUGAAUGGUCAGGAGCUGAGCCAAGUUGCAGAGCCCCCUAUUCUUACGAUAGGGCUGAAGACGUCAGAGCUGAAUUUGGAGCCUCGUUUACUGAAGUUUUGAGCGACGUGUCAUCUUCUGGUCCUGACCCUUCUGAGACCACUGCAGCUCCUUCAUUAGGACGACGGCUUAUACUCUCCAAAGACAGCUUCCUAUAUGUCUACUUUCUUGUGGAUGCGUCUCACAGCGUAACUGAACCCAACUUCAACAUCUCUAAGCAGUGUCUGGAGGUCAUAAUCACCAGGAUUGCCAGCUUUGAUGUUCCCAUCAGGUUCUCCGUAAUCUCUUACGCCAGCCGGCCCAAGACCAUCGUCGACAUCCAGGAUGAUAUAGCUGAAGAUACAGAAAUCGUUAUUGAGAAGAUUCAAAAUGAGAUGAACUACAAAGACCACGGCAACGCAACAGGAACCAACAUUCAAGAUGCCCUCGACUCUGUGUACCAGAUGAUGAUUAAUGAGAAGGAGUUUACCAAAGUGCCGUGGGACAAAAUCCGUCACGCCAUCAUCCUGUUCACAGACGGGAAGUCCAAUAUGGGAGGUUCCCCCACAAAGGCCGUGCGCAGCAUAGAAGACUUUUUGAACGUGAGAGCAAACAGGAAAGACUACCUGGAUAUCUAUGCAUUUGGAGUUGGAACUGUGGACGUAGAUUGGAGUGCCAUGAAUGAGAUAGCAUCCAAAAAACCGGGCGAGAGGCACGCCUUCAAGUUGAAUGACCUUAAGGAACUGAAGGCAGCCUUUGAAGAUGUCCUGGAUCCCAGAGAUCUUCAUGAUAUAUGUGGCUUGGCGAACAACUCUGACAGCGCUAGCUGGGAGCAGAAGAACCCAUGGCACGUGCUCCUUCAAUACAACACACUGACAGAACCUUCUUGUCGGGGCGCCUUGAUUUCAAAGACGUGGGUCUUAACGUCCGCUCACUGCUUCAGCAAAUUCAACAACACAGCAGGAUGGACCGUCAUUCUGGAAAAAGCUAGAGGAGGGACCAAAUUGCGGAUAAAGAGGCGGAUCGACCAUGAAUUGUUCAACGUGAAAGCCAAGGUGGCUCAGGGGAUCCAGGAAUUCUACGACUAUGAUCUCUCCUUACUCGAACUGGAGAAACCCGUGCAGUUUGGCGGGAGGAUCAGGCCAAUCUGUCUUCCUUGCACGGAAGGUGCCAACAGAGCCCUGAAGAUGAAGCCAGGUGCCACAUGCAAGGACCACGAGCUGCAGUUGCUGAGUUUGGAGGAAGUGGAUGCCCAGUUCAUAUCCUUGGACAACAAGAGGAUGGGAGUUCAGAUCAAGACAAGGAGAAGUCGCCCAACGUGCAUUUCCGCAGCUCUUCAAGACAAGAAAAUGUUUUCCGAAGGAACUGAUGCCUCUGAAGUGGUGACGGACAGAUUCCUGUGUAGUGGAGGAGGGAGAGCUGUCGAGGCUGCCACUUGCAAAGGUGAAUCCGGAGGAUCAUUAUUCAUGGAACGGAGGGAGCGACUCUUCCAAGUGGGCGUGAUCAGCUGGGGCACGUAUAACCCUUGUGAAAAGAAGAGGAAGAAGAAAAAUGGGGAGACACGGGAAACAGUUCGGGAUCCCCCUCCAGCGAACCAUAAACCACGAGAUUUCUACAUUAGUCUCUUUGGUGUGCAGGACUGGCUGAGGCAACACCUGGGCCAGUCCUUGAGGUUUAUCCCGAAGGAAUAUGCAGCUGACAAUGCCUGUGACCCCCAAACCGCUGAGAUUGCUGGGGGACAGUAUACAGUACUGGAAAACGGCACUGUGCUGAAAUAUGAGUGCCCAGAUGGGAAAUACCCAUACCCUACAGACUACCGGUUUUGCCAGUACGAUGGGACAUGGAGCCCCAUGCAGAAUGCACUGAAAAGCCGUGUCUCCAAGGCCAGUUGCCGAAACAUCACCUGCUCCAGGCCUCUGGAUUUCGAAAAUGGCCUAUAUGAGCCCCGCCAGAGGUCCUACAAUGUAGGCCAGGAACUGAGGUUUGAGUGCUACCAGGGUUACACGCUGCGAGGGUCACGUAAUCGCACCUGCCUCCCCAAUGGGAAAUGGAGUGGAGAGACAACCAUAUGCGAUGAUGGAGCGGGCCACUGCCCCAACCCUGGCAUCCCAAUUGGUGCCCAAAAAGAUGGCACCCAAUAUCGAAUUGAAGAUCGAAUCCGCUACAGUUGUGACAGAGGACUCUCUUUUGUGGGAUCCAAAGAGCGGAUUUGCCAAGAAUCAGGAGCCUGGAGUGGAUCGGAACCGGAAUGUAGAAACCCUUUCACCUUUGACACUCCAGAAGAGGUCUCCUCCAAGUUCAUCUCAUCUCUCACUGAAGUGGUCGAGUCUGCAGAUUCCAACAGAAAUAUUUCUGCUACAGGGAAGCGUAAAAUCAAGAUUGAGGUUGAUGGCUCAAUGAAUAUCUACAUUGUCCUUGACGCCUCCCGGAGUAUUGGUCAGCCAACAUUUCGCAAAGCUCGGGAUGCAAUCAUCAAGUUCAUCGAGAAGAUAUCCAGCUAUGACACUUUCCCUCGGUACGGCAUCGUCACCUUUGCUACCCACAGCAAAGAGGUUUUGAGUACAACCAACCCAAAGAGCAAUGAUGCCUCCUGGGUGAUUGAGCAGCUGGAGACCCUGAAAUAUAAUGAACACAAGCUAAAGCCUGGAACCAACAUUUACAAAGGUCUGGAUGCUGUCUAUAAGAUGAUGAUCAACCAGCAAGAGGACCAACUGAGGGAGGGGUUGGAUCCUGCUCCUAUUGCCACCACCACCCGCCAUGUUAUCCUCCUCUUGACUGACGGAGACUACAACAUGGGAGGGACCCCUGUUCCUGUCAUUGGGAGAAUCAAGGAGUUCCUCAAUAUUCCUGGCCAGCCCACUCGUAAUGACUUCUUGGACGUUUACAUCUUUGGUAUCGGGUCCAUGGUCGCCAUAGAGAAUGUGAACGCCUUGGCAUCUCAGAAGCCCGGCGAAAGGCACGUCUUCAAGCUCAAAGACUACAAUGAAGUACGGGAUGCCUUUGAAGAAAUGAUUGAUGAGAGUCAGGUUCUGUCCAUGUGUGGUUUGGCCAAGGAGCACACGAAAGCGAGGGACCAAGAGAAGAAUCCCUGGCACGUCACAAUCAGCAUCCGGCGCGCUGGAAGGGGAUUUGAACACUGCAAAGGAGCCAUUGUCUCCGAGUAUUACGUCUUGACAGCGGCCCACUGCUUCACCAUAGUUGACAGAGCUGAGGAGAUCCAAGUCACGUUAGGUGAGAAUCAGCGCUUUGAAGUGGCUGCAGUCCGAUCGCACCCAUUGUACCAGAUUGGGAAGCUAAAAGAUCGUGGAAUCCCUGAAUUCUAUGAUUAUGAUGUCGCCCUAGUGAAACUCGCCAAAAAAGUCACACCCUCCGUUUCUGCAAGGCCAAUCUGCCUCCCCUGUACGGCUGGGACCACCCGGGCUCUGAGGAAGCCCCACCCACAGACCACCUGCAGGAAUCAUGAGGAAUUGCUCCUGACCAUUGGGAACGUCCCGUCGUUUUUUGUGACCGACUGUAAACACGAGGACGAACAGGCCAAGGGGCUGUCUCGCAAGACAGUGAAAAUCAGGAAUAGUGAAAAGAAAAUUGGUUGUGAAGCGGACGCCAAGAAAGCCUCCCAGUAUGUGAAUGUCACGGACGUCUCCCAGGUGGUGACUGAACGCUUCUUAUGCACAGGGGGUGCUGACCCUGAAGUGGACCCCAACACUUGCAAAGGCGAUUCUGGUGGUCCCCUCAUCAUUCCUAAAAGGCAACGUUAUAUCCAGGUGGGCGUGAUCAGCUGGGGCGUGGUUGACGUUUGUAGAAACAGGAAACUGCCUGUCUGUGAAACUGGCCGUAAUCGCCAUGAGGGGUCCCCUGCCUACGCCAGGGAUUUUCACAUCAACCUCUUCAAGGUCUUGCCUUGGCUCAAGGAAGAGCUCCGGGACGAGGGACUGGAUUUCCUGUAGACUCUUCUCCACGAUUCCCCCACCCUCCACCUCGCACCUGGGGUGGUUUGUGUAAAUAGAACGGGUAUCUUGAAAUCCUGUAAAGUGAAUGCAGUUUUAACAAUUGUGUAUUAAAUUCCAUUGUAUGAAGAAAAUGGAUAAAUAGC